AUGCUCAAAGAGCAAUUAGGUUACGAACCUGAAAAGAACCUUUCGCGUAAUCGUGGCUUAUUCACUUUACUCUUUCAAAGUUUAGCAAUUGCUGCAAUUCCGUACGGCGAAGGAGCUCCUUUGUUAAGCGCAAUUUAUGGAGGAGGUCAAUUAAGUAUCUUUUUGGGUUGGAUUAUCGUUUGUAUUUUGGACGAAUGUAUCGCUUUAAGUUUGGCUGAAUUGGCUUCCCGUUGGCCAACAAGUGCAGGUCCGGCUUAUUGGAGUUUUCAAUUAGCCAAAACAAACAAAACUUUGGCUGCUUAUGCUACCGGCUGGAUUUGGUUAAUCGGCAAUAUAACAAUCACACUUUCGGUCAAUUUUGGUUUCGCUUCUUUGAUUGGUGCAUGUGUCACUUUGUUCCAUCCAGAUUUCACUUUAACAGCAUGGCAAAUGCUUUUGAUCUUUUAUGCCGUUUGUUUGGGCACUUUGAUCAUUUGCAUAUUCAUGAAUCGUAUUUUGCCCUAUGUGGACACCCUUUGCGCAGGAUUUACAGCCGUAACGAUCAUCAUCGUCUUGAUCGCCUUAUCUACAACAGCAAAAGCCGGUCGUCAUUCGGCAGCAGAUGCAUUGGGCGCAUACGAUAAAAGCUUUGCCGGUUAUGGUGGAUUCACUUUCUUUAUUGGAUUAUUACCUGCCGCAUAUACCUUUUCUGCAAUCGGGAUGAUCACUUCAAUGGCCGAAGAAUGCAACGAAGCUGCAAGUCAAUUACCCAAAGCGUUGGCACUCGCUAUUCCAACCGGGUGCAUUGCCGGCUUGUUUUUCAUCAUUCCAAUUUGUGCAACUUUGCCUCCUUUGGCUGACAUUAUCGCAAAUUCAGGCGGUCAAGCUUUGCCUUAUAUCUUUGCAAGAGUUAUGGGUACGCCUGGAGGUGGUGUUGGUCUAACAGCAUUGGUGUUGAUCAUCACAUUGUUCUGUUCAAUCUCCAUCACCGUUGCCGCUUCUCGUUGUACCUGGGCAUUUGCUCGUGAUGAUGCAAUUCCCGGUGCACGUUGGUGGGCAAAAGUUCAUCCUUCUUUAGGUGUCCCAGUGGAAAGUUUAAUUUUGAUCACAAUCGUUCAAAUGUUAUUGGGCAUCAUUAAUAUCGGUUCAACAAGUGCAUUUACCGCUUUCAUUUCCGUUGGUGUGGUCGCUUUGGCUUUAAGUUAUGGUAUUCCAAUCGCAAUCAGUAUGUUGGACGGAAGAAAGGAAGUCAAGAAAGCAGUUUUUCAUCUACCUUCCCCUCUUGGUUGGGCAGUCAAUUCGAUCAGUGUGGUUUGGAUCUUAUUCGAAUUGGUUUUGUUUUGCAUGCCAGGUGCCUUACCAGUAACCAAGGUUUCGAUGAAUUAUGCUUCGGUUGUGUUGGUGGGAUUAUCGAGUAUCGCUUUGGCAUGGUACUUUAUUCAUUCUCGAAAGAAUUACAAAGGUCCUCCAGAAGAAAACUUGUGA
This is a messenger RNA of Meira miltonrushii, 1464 nucleotides long. RefSeq names its product amino acid transporter. The record is from RefSeq and is a predicted model, not a curated record. Gene Ontology annotation, cellular component: membrane. Gene Ontology annotation, biological process: transmembrane transport. The coding region runs from base 1 to 1464 and encodes 487 amino acids. The transcript has a single exon. Lineage: Eukaryota; Fungi; Basidiomycota; Exobasidiomycetes; Exobasidiales; Brachybasidiaceae. Gene Ontology annotation, molecular function: transmembrane transporter activity.